GAAGCAGAAAGUAUGAAGAGAGCAUGGAAUCGAAAAUCUACUGGUUUGUGGUCUAUAUUGCGACACAAGUAGGAACUCUUCUGCUGCGUGUGACCAGAGAAACGGGGGCAGGGCUUGAUUCUAACUUGAUAACCCUACAGUGUGCUGUAUUCACACAGGAACGCCUUUCUAUUUCUACAAGUGACAUCUCAACGAACACUGCAAAAAAGAAAUAGAAAGGAAGAAAAAAGCCAGAAAACAUGGAUUAGAGUGUCACUUGGCAUUGGGGCACAUCGACUAAAGUAGGCAAAAAAGUCAUUCUGCAUUCAUAGAGACAGUGGGCAUCAUGACCUCCAACCAACAAAGACCAAGAACCCGCUUGAGCCUCCGCUCAAACACAACUGUACAUUAUGGCUCCUUGAGCUCUGAGCAACCAGAUAGUGAUGCAUCCGCCAUGCAAACAAACUCUAUCUCUCAGAAACGCUCCUAUAUCACAGUGGCAGUGCUCUGCUAUAUCAAUCUCCUCAACUAUAUGGACCGUUAUACUAUAGCAGGUGUGCUGCUUAGCAUCCAGAAUUACUUCGGAAUCCCUGACAGCACAUCUGGCCUCCUACAGACAGUUUUUAUCUGUAGCUUUAUGCUCUUGGCGCCAGUUUUUGGUUACCUCGGAGAUCGCUAUGACAGGAAGCUUAUCAUGAUCGCUGGGCUGAUUGUGUGGAUCGUCACAACACUAGGCAGCUCUUUUGUCAAAAAAUCGCACUUCUGGGUUCUGGUCCUGACAAGGGCCUUGGUUGGGACAGGAGAGGCCAGUUACUCAACCAUAGCACCUACUAUCAUUGGUGACUUGUUCACUGGCACCCAGAGAACUCUCAUGAUCUCCUUCUUCUACAUCUUCAUACCGGUUGGAAGUGGUCUUGGAUAUAUAUUGGGGGCAACUAUAGCUAAUGCAACAGGGGACUGGCGUUGGGCCCUGAGGUUCAGUCCAGCUCUAGGAGGCCUGGGUCUGCUGCUGCUGGUGUUUCUGAUUCCUAAUCCUCCUAGGGGAGCCUCCGACAACAAAGGAGGAGCAACCAUGGAAAGCACCUCUUAUAUUGAGGACAUCAAGUACCUCCUGAAGAAUCGGAGUUUUGUCUGGUCUUCUCUUGGUGUGACUGCUAUGGCUUUUGUCACAGGGGCUCUGGCCUUCUGGACCCCCACCUUCCUGUCUCGUGCACAGAUUACACAGGGUCUCAGACUACCUUGCAAAGAAGAGCCCUGUAACCCUUUAGACAGUUACAUCUUUGGAGCAAUCACAGUGGUGACGGGGAUUGUGGGAGUGUUUAUGGGCACCUACAUAUCAAAGCAGCUGAGAGUCAGACUGCCCAACGCAGAUCCUCUCAUAUGUGCUGUAGGCAUGCUCAGUUCCUCUCCCUGCUUUUUUAUUGCCAUCAUCCUGGCGGGCACCAGCAUCCCGGCCACAUACACAUUCAUUGCUAUUGGAGAGACUUUGCUGUCCCUCAACUGGGCUAUUCUGGCAGACAUUCUGUUGUAUGUUGUUGUGCCUACUAGAAGAGCGACAGCUGAAGCCUUACAGAUUAUGGUCUGUCAUCUCCUUGGAGAUGCAGGAAGUCCAUACCUUAUUGGUGCGAUCUCAGAUGCUCUGCUCAAGUACAAUCCAGAAUCUUCCCACUGGGAUUUCCGUAGACUGGAAUAUAGCAUUCUUUUGUGCCCCUUCAUUGGGGUUCUGGGAGGCCUGUUUUUUUUAAUGACCUCUCUGUAUAUCAAAGAGGACAGGAAAGCAGCAGAACUGCUCACUUCAGGACAAGCUCCUGAACCACUAGAGACAACCACAGAGUCGAUGUGACCUUUUAAACACCAACCAAGACCUUGGAUGAGCUUUGCUGCAUCAAGCAGACACUUGUGAAUGCAGGAGAUGAGACAUGGAUUAAUGGACAGAUUUUAGAAUUUUUGAGUAUACAUUUCUUACUAAGAAAUCUUACUAAGAAAAAACACAUUUAAACAUUUUUCAAUUAGUGAUGCCUUACACUUGUGACUUAUCAUUGUCUUGCACAAUUUCCAUGUGGUAAAAUAAACUGCCUACUCUGAUUUUUUAGAUAUAUUUUUGUAAUUUUUACUCAUUUAUGUUUUCAAAAAAAGUUAUUAGGAGCUUUCGUCCUGCUUUCUUCUCUUGGCAGCUGUGUGCUACUAAUUAGAACCUCAGGGGAACAAGGGGGAGAACAUCCCCUUCUGGACAAAAAAAAAAAGCUUGAAAAACUGUAUGUGUCAAAUUAGUCCCCCAGUGUACAGACUGAGACUGGAAAUGUGUAGCAAAUGAACAGGCUAUUUAAAUGUCAUUAUUAUUUGUACUGUAUUGUUUUAUUUGAUUGUA
This is a messenger RNA of Sinocyclocheilus rhinocerous, 2347 nucleotides long. Its product is annotated as protein spinster homolog 3-like. Gene Ontology annotation, cellular component: membrane. The record is from RefSeq and is a predicted model, not a curated record. The transcript is spliced from 13 exons. Gene Ontology annotation, molecular function: transmembrane transporter activity. Lineage: Eukaryota; Metazoa; Chordata; Actinopteri; Cypriniformes; Cyprinidae. The coding region runs from base 326 to 1822 and encodes 498 amino acids. Gene Ontology annotation, biological process: transmembrane transport.